GAGGCCAGACCCCCUCACACCACUGAAAGGAUUUUAAAAACCGCCUCUUGCCACGGCAGCAUCGACCACCGGGUGCAACUGCUGCAAGUAUGAUCAAGAAAAUGUCACCAUCCGAGAGUGAAUUCGACAUACCGGCCAAGAAUUGCCACAGGAUGGUAAUUCUGGGCUCCACCAAAGUUGGGAAGACGGCCAUCAUCUCUCGGUUUCUGAACGAGAGGUUUGACGACCAGUACACUCCGACUAUUGAGGACUUUCAUAGGAAAUUCUACAGCAUCAGGGGAGACUUCUACCAGCUGGACAUUUUGGACACAUCUGGAAAUCAUCCCUUCCCUGCAAUGAGGAGGCUUUCAAUACUUACUGGUGAUGUGUUCAUCCUGGUAUUCAGUCUGGAUAACAGGGACUCCUUCCAGGAGGUGCAGCGCCUUAAGAGCCAGAUUUAUGAGACCAAGUCCUGCCUACGAAACAAAACCAAGGAGAACGUGGACGUCCCGCUGGUCAUCUGCGGCAACAAGUGUGACAGGGACUUUUAUCGUGAGGUGCAGGAGGAGGAGAUCGAGCGGUUAGUUGGCGGAGACGAGCACUGCGCCUACUUUGAAAUCUCAGCAAAGAAGAACACCAACGUAGACCAGAUGUUUCAGACUCUCUUUACCAUGGCCAAGCUGCCCAAUGAAAUGAGUCCUGACCGGCACUGCAAAGUUUCCCUGCAGUACUGCGAAGUUCUCCACAGAAAGUCCUUCAGAAACAAGAAGUGCAAGGAUGGGAAUGCAUAUGGGAUUGUGGCACCUUUUGCACGGAGACCUAGCGUGCACAGUGACUUGAUGUACAUAAAGGAGAAAGCUAUAGGAGGUAGCCAGGCCAAAGAGAGAGGCUGCAUCAUAUGCUGACAGUUUUUUGUUUUUUUUUGCCAGUGUGCAAGAGACUUUGAGAGACUUUCCACAGUCGAAACAGAGGCCAGCCGUCCUUCAUACGGGGCUCAUAAGCCCAAAACCAAUAGAUUUCAGCGCCUGAGGCAACAGUGACACAUUGUGAUCCAAAAUGGGCUGAGACGUAUGGGGCAAGUGGCUCAGCUCAUAGGCCUGUCCCUAUGUAGUGGUGCAGUAGAUGCUCUGAAAAUGCUGUAAAAUCUGCCUCUACAUUAGCUUGCCAAGAGCAGCACUUGAGAAAAAAUGUUUACAUUUUACUAUUUUUUUCAAACUUGGUGGAACUUGGAACUUGAAUGUUUGUUGCAUUAUGAACAAAUUUUACCCUGAAUGUGUAUUUAUUAUGUCUAUGUCAACUUUUGGAUAAAAGAGAAAAUAAUAAAAAAAAACAAAACUUGUUACUUUCAUAAUCUCUCUUCCUCUUCUCCUUCUUCUCCAGCAAAACACAAUGAAGUUACAUUAAACACUGCACAUGCUACCAUGAACACUUUUCUGCAGAUUUCAUUCAGCGGUUUCCCUCUAGUGGAAAAUAUCCCGCUUUUUUUAAAAACACAUCAUAUGUCGCCUCAUCAUGUCACUUCAUACAUACACUGAUUUAACUGGUAACAAUUUCUGCCCCCUGCCACGAACUGCUAAGUUUGGAUACAUGUAUUCCAAUCCUAGACCCCCUCUUGAAGUCUAAUGCAACAAACAGAACAAAUGAUCGCUGUGAAUACUGAUAAUUUAACCGUACCUAAGACAUGCCUAAUUGAUGAUGAAGGCCACAGGAUUGAAUGGAUGUGUAUGACUAGUAGCUCAGUCAAAAAGGCUUUAAGGCAAUUAUUUCUUAAUCAACUCAUUUUAUUACAAAAUAGGAGUGUUA
Molecule: messenger RNA, 1782 nt
Organism: Xiphias gladius (swordfish)
Lineage: Eukaryota; Metazoa; Chordata; Actinopteri; Istiophoriformes; Xiphiidae
Product: dexamethasone-induced Ras-related protein 1-like
Exons: 2
Coding region: 90-884 (264 amino acids)
Molecular function (GO): GTPase activity; GTP binding
Source: RefSeq, a predicted model, not a curated record